Molecule: messenger RNA, 798 nt
Organism: Tilletiaria anomala UBC 951
Lineage: Eukaryota; Fungi; Basidiomycota; Exobasidiomycetes; Georgefischeriales; Tilletiariaceae
Exons: 2
Coding region: 1-798 (265 amino acids)
Biological process (GO): regulation of transcription by RNA polymerase II
Cellular component (GO): core mediator complex; mediator complex
Molecular function (GO): transcription coactivator activity
Source: RefSeq, a predicted model, not a curated record
AUGGCCGCUGCUACCAGCGCCGGCGCGGCAGGGCCGACACCGACCCUCUAUGAGCAGAUGUCCAUACAAUUCAAGGCGCCCGAAUUCACCCAGUACUAUGGGCCCCUGACCGAGCGCACCGUUCUCGACUACUUUGCGCAGUCGCCUUUCUACGACAAGACGUGCACGAACCAGAUGCUGCGCAUGCAGAACAUCGCCAGCUUUAACACGCUCGUCGGGCGCUGGACAGCCAAAGAGGAGGAGGAGCAACUAAGGAAGUUUACCGGGACAGAGUACGUCGUCGCAAUCGCCAUGCCGCCAUCACUGUUUAUCAUACAGCGGAGGGAGCGCACAAGUGACGUCGAGACGGAGGACACGGCGACGUACUAUAUCAUCAACGAUGCGGUCAUGCAAGGGCCAGAUCUAUACACCGUGCUUGGUAACCGCAUGACAAUGGCUUUCAAUGCAAUCAGCAACUCUCUAGCUAUGGCCAGAGAAGCACAGCCACCCCUCGACCUGCGCUCAUCGACGUCUGGCGGCAGAGCCUGGAAGGUGUAUCAAGAGGCCGAGGAGGAGGAGGAUGAGGAAGGCACUGCGACUGCGUCAAACGCAGAAGUUGCUCUGGUGGAUGGCCCGGCAGCUACAAUGUCAGCUGCUGCGGACGGCAACGAUGCGAUCGGCAAUGAUGACCUCACAGGAGAAACGCCUCUAAACACGGCGAGGGUUGCUGGAUCCGAUGCGUCGCUCAAGCGCGGCAGCACGGAGAGAGAUAAUUCAAUCCGCAAUGGGAUGGACAAGCGCGUUCGCGUCGCAAACUAA